AUGCAGAAUUACGAGAUGUUGGCGCAUUGGGCGCGCAGGGAGAUUCAAGCGGUGACCAAAUUACCCACCGGAAGUUCCCAAAUUGUAAAUCAGGAGAAAAACCCGCGACCCUUUUCCUGCCUGCAGUGCGGGAGGAAUUACAUGCGCAAGGACUCGCUGAUGCGACACAUUAAGUGGGAGUGCGGCAAGGACCCGCUUUUCCAGUGCCCGUUUUGCCCCCACAGGUGCAAGAGGAAGCCCCACUGGCUCAGACACAUCCGUAGGCAGCAUAAAGAUUCUAUUGGGGAUAUGGAGAACUAUCUUCACUCCUACAAGCCGCUUCCACAGUCCAAAUAA
This is a messenger RNA of Cotesia congregata, 336 nucleotides long. The record is from the annotation of a GenBank genome assembly. Lineage: Eukaryota; Metazoa; Arthropoda; Insecta; Hymenoptera; Braconidae.